This is a messenger RNA of Lytechinus pictus (painted urchin), 8261 nucleotides long. RefSeq lists its product as uncharacterized. The record is from RefSeq and is a predicted model, not a curated record. Gene Ontology annotation, cellular component: snRNA-activating protein complex. Gene Ontology annotation, molecular function: RNA polymerase III type 3 promoter sequence-specific DNA binding; RNA polymerase II cis-regulatory region sequence-specific DNA binding. Gene Ontology annotation, biological process: snRNA transcription by RNA polymerase III; snRNA transcription by RNA polymerase II. NCBI's taxonomy places the organism in Eukaryota, Metazoa, Echinodermata, Echinoidea, Temnopleuroida, Toxopneustidae. The transcript is spliced from 19 exons. The coding region runs from base 110 to 4780 and encodes 1556 amino acids.
CUGCGCUGUGGAGCAUCAGCCAGGCCAAGGCGGCACGAUUUAUCAACGAUUGUAAUCUCGCUGCGUCGGACGAUUACAUUGACAAGGUCAAGAAUAACAACCGAGAGCCAUGGAGGCCGGCACGGAGGAGGAUCAUCAUGAGGUCCAACAGGACAUCCAACAAAUCCACAAAGUCCUCGGGGAAAAUAAAGAAAUUGAAGAAGAGGAAGAAUCUGAUGAGGACGACGAUGGUCGAAGUAGAGAAGAAGAUGGAGCGUAUCUGGGAGCGGGUCCUAGUACUUCUGGAGGGGCCAUCUCUCAGGUAUCACCUUCCAGGCCUCCUGUCCCUGAGUCCCUCUUCCUGUCAAGGUCCAUGGAACCUACUGCAGAGAAUCUGUUACAGGUCAACCUGAGUUACCAGGACAUGGUCUGCACCCUCCUGGACAACAUCAAGGAAGCAAGAAGAAAGAAUGCUGCAAUACAAAAAAGUGUUGCAUCAAAGACCACAACCUAUGUCAAAGGAGCGAGACCCAUAACACAUUUUCAGAAACAUUACUUCUCUGGAGACUCAAGCACAAUGCCACCUUUGAGUGAUGAAGCAAAGGAUAUUAAAUCCAGGAAUAUUCCAAUGCCUUUCAUUCAACCAGCAAAAUCAUGGACUGCUGAUGAGGACAGAGCACUGUACGAAGGCGUCCGUAACGACGGCCUUCAGCGAGUCAUGAAACCUCUUAUGGCCCGACAGGAGAUCCUCUACGAGAAACGACGAUUGGCCAUUGACGACGAGAAGCACCAACUCACGGUUGAAAUUAACAACAUUACAACCCAACUGGAACAUUUGAAAGCUCCAGAGGAAGAACUGCUUGGAGACAGGAUGAGGGACAUGGAUUGGCUGAAGAUCUCUUCCCUACAUUUGAACGGGGAGAGGUCCGCCAUGGAGUGUCAGCUGAGAUGGCAAAACAUCCUCCACCCAUUCAUCAAUAAGAAGGCGUGGUCUGCGGAGGAAGAGAAACGCCUUGAUGAAGUCUUGGAGACCGUCCAAGGGAAGGACUGGUCUGAUUACAUCAGGGAGCUUGGGACGAAUAGGUCUCCUUUUGACUGUUUCUCAAACUACCAGCAUCGAGACAUCUAUGCAUAUGUGUUGAGGCCCUUCACUGAAGAAGAAGAUGAAUUGAUUUUGGAGCUAGCUGAGAGGUUUAAAGUUGGUGAUUAUAUUCCUUUUAGUAAAGUUGCUUACUUCAUGGACCAGCGGUUAGGAAGACAGAUAGCAUUGAGAUGGAGACGAAAGCUCGACCCUGAUUCCAAGAGGGGCUUCUGGACAAAAGAGGAAGAUGACGCUCUGCUGGAAGGCAUUCAAAAGUUUGGGUUCAAGUGGUCCAAACUAUCCAAGCUUGUGAGAGGAAGGAAUUCAGCCCAGGUUAGAGACAGGUGGUCGUACACUCUAGAUCCCUCCAACAGGAAAGGAAACUACACCUUGAAAGAAGACCUUGCUGUCUUGCAAAAUUUGAAAGAGCAUGGUGUGGGACAUUGGGUUACUAUAGCAAAGAAGCUGAAUGAGGUGACGGGUAUCUCUCGCACACCAAACUCCAUUCUCCAUCGGUUUAAUACACUGUUCCAGAUGUUUUUUAAGAAAGCCAAAGGCAUCAGCCUCCACGAAGGUGACUCCAUGGAUGUUCUGAGCAAGAUGCCCUUGAGUCUCAUCCUUGAUGAAAUGAUUGAAUACAGGCAGAGUCUUGGAGAAAUCAACACUUUACAGGGAUCCAGGAACUGGAAAGACUUGUACACGCGCAAGAGACGAAAGCCCAGGAGUCCACCUCCCCGUAUCUUAGCCAAGAAUGCUUCGUUCAUCACGAGAAGAAAUGUCCUUUCAGAGCUUGAUAGGGAAAUUCUGGAUGCCAUCAAGCCAAUAGGAUGGGCUUACCCUACCAUUAGUCAAGACGAUUGGAGGUCGUUCUACAGAAAUAAAGAAGAGAGAAAACAGAGACGUCACUAUAUCUUCUCUGUCCUCUUGAAGGCAUUGGACAUCAGUAUGAAGGGCAAUGAAGCAUUUCUUGCAUCCAUGCUUACCAACCACAAAGGUGUGCAAGCUCUCAAGGAUCACCAGCUUAUCCCAAAACCUGAUGCAGUGAAGACUGAAAGGGUCAAGGUUCCAGAUGAUGAUGAUGAUGAUGAAGUGGAACUGUCAGAAAAAGAGAAAAUGUCAUCAAAGAAUGCCAAGAAAGUUAAGAAAUCUAAGAAAGCAAAAAAAUCUGAGGAAUCAAAGUACACUGAAAAACCUAGCCAUGACAAGGAAGGAGCUAGUGCCACUCUUCCUGGUGUUCAGGAAACAGGUCAGAGGUCUGAAGAAACUCAUGUUGCAGAUGUAUCAACAUCUCAACCAAGUGUAGCACAUCUGCCAGAAAAUGUGCCUGUGCCGCAAGGAAAUGCUUCAAUGAUGCCACAAAAUACCAUAGCGACCCAGGGGAAUGUUCUGAGACCACAGGUAAAUGGCAGCAUCACACAAGCUAGCAUUUCCCACUCUCAGUUUGGAACUAGACCUCCGAUGGCUGUCUUAGGUAAUGGUUCCUUGGCGGUGAAGGGUGGCUAUCUCGUGCCAUUGAAGAACUAUGUCUCCCAGUUUGGGUGUUAUGGCAAUCAAACAAAUUUGGUGACUGUCAUGCAACCUAGAUUGGGUGGUGCAGUGCAUACUCCUGUGCAAGCUCCAUUGCAAACACCCAUGCAGCCAGGUGGUCUGCCUGGUAACAACAUGCAGAUCAUCUCCAACGUGGCUCCACCUCCUAUGCAAGGUAUCCUGAACAUUCCACAGCAAACUGCUUUGUUUACCCCUCAAGUUCCCCUUAUUGAUUCAAAAGCUGCUGUUCGUAAUGUGAUGCCUCUUACCACCAACAUUGCUGGCAUGCAGCCAAUUGCUGUACAGCCCCCUCUUCAACAACCACCACGAAUACUCCAUGUCCCUGGAAAGGGCUACCUGAUACCAGUCAACUGUAUCAAGAAAGAGCCUGGGGUUGCUCCUAUUAACCCAACUCCAAUUCUACCUAAGCCAGUAAACUUCACACCGGCUUUGAGGCCACUUGGUAUCAAUCCUGGACAAGUAACUGGUAUGCCAUUAGCUUCAGUUUCGUACCCUGCACCCAGAAGCAUACAUCCUGCGACUCAGAUCCCAAUUUCUAUCACAGCAGCAAAGGUAAUUGGAAAUGGGGAGAUUUCUAAAGAUGUUGAUAUCGCGGUUACCACAGGGACAAGAUAUUCUGUCCAGGAAAAAGAAUGUGCAACCCCAGAGAAUCAGACAGGAAAAACAUUGUGCAGUGAGGCAGCGCUUGCUCCAAUAAAUGAACAGUCUGAAGCAUCUAGAACCACAAAGAUAUCUUCCUGUGAGACCAUACCAGACUCUGGUCUAUCUAUCAGUGGACAGUCUUCAUCAAAUGAAAUGGAGGAGCAAGAAAGGGGAAGCUUGCCGGAGGGCCAUCAAUUACCUAUGGAUGUUGACAAAGAGACUGAAUGCCCAAAUGUUGAUACAUCUUCUGGCAGUCAAAGAAGGGUGAAAUUUGAUGCAGUGCUGCCAGUACUGCCCCCUAAUGAAUCUACCAUUGCUGGACUGAUGGCACUGCUUUUGGAUAGAAAGCGGCUAGAGGUUACUGCGAAAAAGAAUUCAAGUAUCAAGAAAGUAGGAAGCUGGAACUUGCAAAGCAACAAAAGAGGAAUUCUGAGGGGUAGUGAAGGUCUUUUGCAAGAGUUAUCAUCUAAAGAAUCAUCGCAAGAAGUCUCAAAGUCUGAUGAAAACGAGAGUGUGAACAAGCACAAGGCUGUUAAAGGCAAAUCUGCUGGACAUACAAAGGCUGCAGUUAAAUAUUCAGCCAGUGGUAGCGGAACUGGAGAAGGGAAAUGGGAGAUAAGAGUUCCUGUAUCCCUUGACGCAACUAAGAAGGCAGGUAAGAAAGAUAGCUACUGGGUAACAACGAGAAACACGGAUGGGUAUGCCAAGGCUUUGGACAGAAUCAGGAAAAGUGAUUGGUACAAAGCUUUACAUCCACGCUUCCUAUCAAUGUUCUUGUGGCCAGCCUUACUCUCCAUCGUUGGGCCGCAUAAGAAGAAGGUUCUUCUUCCUAAAAAGAAACCACUCAACAAACAGCAGUCAGAGAAUCAACCAAGCACCUCACAGGAACUCAAACCAAAAUCAAGAAAGUACAAGUAUGGGCAGCAUGGUCGAAAAAAAUACAAAAGAUCGGUGGAGAAAACUACCCCUCCGAAAUGCAAACCAACAGAAGGGAAAAAAGAGUACAAGCGUGGAAAGCGGAAGGAUGUUGUGGCAAAUCCAGAUGGAGUAGCACGCAGAACAAGGAGUGCAUCACAGAAAAAUAGCACAACUGAAGCUGCUGGUCAAGAUCAAAAGCGACGUUCCAUCUACGUCGUUCCAUCAGAUUCCGACAGUGAAUUUGAAGAUCAAGAUGAAGUUGCUGACGUUCCCACGAGCACAGAAGUGCACCCACAAGUCCUCAUGUCCUUUGGAUAUCCUGAGGCAAGGAAAGGGACCGAGGUUCAUCCUGUAGGAGAACAAAGUGGAAUCGUGUUGUCAUUACUUCAACAACUGCAUGAGAGUAGUGGCAUGGAUACGUCAAAAAUCAAAGAACAGAGCUCCUCUCAGGAGGUACCUAGUGUUCCAGUGUCAUCAAAUAGACCAGAAAGUCCAAUAGGAAACUCGACAAAAUCUGUGAGUCAGACCGCAAUAUCCUCUAACAGCAAGAAAAGACCUUUGGAAGAUCCUGUUGUCUCUGGAGCUUCUCCUAAAAGAGCAAAAGAGGAUUAGGUGCAUGCUUUGUUGUAAAUAUGUAUUUGGAAAUGCGUGUGUUAUUUAAGCAGCUUUAUUGUGUAUAGCCUUGGGGUAUCUAUAAGGUGACUGUCACACCUGGCCCCUACAAAAAAGUUAGCGAUUAACCGCUUAUUUGAAAGAGGAAUCCUGAUUGUUUCAUAGUCAGUUUACUGAGCAAAAUGUGCAUGAAACGAUGAUCUUCAUAGGCCAUUUCAUUUAGUGAUGCCGCUAACCUUUGUGCUUCGAAGCACUGGACAAUGCACAGUGGGCCAGAAUGAGCUCGAAGUGCUAUAUUUUUACUACCACAUAUUAAUUGGGGGUAAUUACGGGUUUAGAAUUGACUGGACAAUUCCAAACCCAUAUGACGUCAGGGGCGGAUCCAGCUUUUGCCAAUAGGGGGGGCCGAAAAAAUAUUUUCAUCAACAUUUUUCUCGAUUGGCCGCUAUAAUCUGAUUUUUUUGUUGGUUUUCAGGGGUAGUCCUAACUAAAGACUGAAGUUUUAAGUAUAUGUUUUUUUUAUUAUUAUAAACAAGAUAAGGUAUCUCAUGAUGUCUUAAUAUAUAAUGCGAGCGUGAAGCGCGAGCUCAAAUUCUCUGAUAUUUUAUGUCCUUACACUUGAAGAUAGUAUCCAAAAUAAUAAACAAUGCGAGCGCGAAGCGCGAGCCAAAAUUUUAUUAUAAUAACGUGAAAAGGGACUAAAUUAGGACUGUUUCUUAGUGAUUAAAGAAGAGGAUACAAGUAUCACCAAUUAAAUAAUGAGAGUGCGAAGCGCGAGCUCAAAAUUUUUGAUAUUCCGACCUGAAAACUGGACAAUCUAAGCGCGUUUUUAUUUAAAUAAAGAACAAGCUGUGUUGCGCGAAGCACAAGCUUAAUUUUUUGAUAUAGGAGCAUUUUGACAAAUUUUGGUGAGAAUUUCCAGACAGGAUAGGUAACUCAAAAAUCAAACAAUGCGAGCGCGCAGCGCGAGCUGAAAAUUUUGAUAUAUUAUAAACUAUUUGUGUAAAUCAAAAAAAUAAUGAAAGCUUUAUGGGCGAGCUGAAAUAUUGUGUGCAAAUUGAUUUCAGAACUGGAUAUAUAAGUGCAAUUUAAUCCUCUUGAAUGAGAUUAAUUACACAGGCAAUGCGAGCGCGAAGCGCGAGCGAAAUUUUUGAUAUAAAGUCUUUUUUCCAAUUCUUCCCCCUCACCUUUUUUUGUUUCUUUUCGGGGUCGGGCCGGCCGUUACGAGGCUGUAAAUUACACAUCAUGGGUAUGAUAGCUCUUUCUUACUUUUCUUUCUGUUUUUCAUAGUUUAUAUCAAGUCAAAGAGUACAUUCUUUUUUGCAGGUUGUCAAAUAAUAGGGGGGGCCGGCUCGGCCCCCUCCUGGAUCCGCGCCUGGACGUCAUCUUGAUACUUUAUUUUGAUUGGUUACUUCAAACCUAUCUUUGAAGCGAUGAAUUACGCGAAACACUUUGGACUAUAUAAUGUUUGUUUUGGGUGUUACUUUAAGAUAAAACUGAGAAAACCUUGGUUUGUGAUUCCACGUGUCUAAAAAGACAAUAUUAUAAAGAUUGUACAUCCAGCCCCUUAUAUGCCAAAAUUUCUGGUGGUUGUUUCAUAAAGCUGUUUGAAGCUUGCAAAGGACCAUUUCCUGUGGUACAUGAUCCCUAUGCAACUGACUUAGCGCCUAACAAUGUGUUCCAGCCGUGUGUAAAGUCGUGUGUAACUUUACAAUCAGCUUUAUAAAAUGCUCACCUGGAAUGUUUAGUCUCUGCUUUAUGCUUCAUAUGAGAGAGUGUAAUGCUCUGAACUUGUCAUAGCUUCAUUGUGCAGUUCAUGAGGGAAAAUUGGAAAUGGAGAAAAGAGAUGGUUUGACAAGGUUGGGUUAUUUGCCCAAUAGCUUCAUGGCAUUUUAGUGAUAUCUAUGGUAUAGUCAAACAGCACAAUUACUAAUUACCGGUAUAUCAUGAUUAUUUCUAAUGCUUAUGAAUUUCAGAAUACAUGGGUAGAUAUUGAUAACAAUGUUGCCAUGUAUUUGUGUGGAGUUGAAACAGAAAUGAGAUAUUGUGUCUGUGCAAGAAUGUCCUUAGUACCACACUAUCGCGCAUCGCAUGCACAGAGCUGCCAACUACUAGGAAAAAAGUCAUAAUAAUUAGGAUUUUCAUGUCAAAUUAUGCCAUUAUGCUUUUGACCUUAAUUAUGACACUUUUCAGGGCAAUUAACAUAUAAUUCUAUAUUCAUGAACAUUGGGCAGUGAUGAACUCAUCUGAAGGUGGCCAAUGAUGCUCAUUUUUAUUUGCAUGGUCGUGUUUCUUUGUUUACAUUGUUUUUAAUACUAUCAUCACAUGCUUAAUUACUGACUCGACCUUGCGUUUUUUUCUUCUUGAUGUAUCGAGGAUUUACACAAAAGAAUGAGUGGUCUAGCUACCAGAGAUAAUUCUGAAUCUGAGCCUUAGAGGAUUCAUUUCUUUUUAAGAAUCUGUUCUUUAUAUUACCUCUUCAAAAAAAAUUCAUAUUGCCGCAUUGACCAUAUGAAAUUAUGACUUUAACAUCAAAAUUAUUACUUUUGAGCUUCUGGAUUACUACUUUUUAAAUUUUAAAGGUUGGCAUGCGUGCAUAAUUGCAUUGCGUCGGGGUGUUUUCUGCACCGAUGCGGUGUGCGAAACUGUUUUGCUAUGGAUGUUCUUGCACCAAAACAACAAUAUUAUUCACAUGAUGUAAGGCUUUCAAGUCAGUUGUCUUUAUCAGUUAUUGCUUGAUAACAUUUGUUCCAUCGGAGCAGGGGCGGAUCCGGGAUUUUCCAAAGGGGGGGGGGCACAUUUUCUCAGAGGGAAAAUUUGACAACCCAAAAAAAAGGUCUUUACUCAAAAGACGGGGCACACCUCUGUUUAAUGGCAUUUUUACAUUAUGAAAUUUAAUUUUGCUUCUCAAAAGGGUCGGGGGGGGCAUGGGCCGGCUGUGCCCCCCCCCCCCCCCUGGAUCUGCCAGCGCAUCGGAGUGUAUUCCCAAACAAAGUAGACUUUUUCUAGCCUUCUGAUAGAUUUGUUUUCAAGUCAUGGUUGAUUAUGCUCAAAGGCCAUCAUUUGGUCUGAUUGUUAUGGCUAAAAUAUUUUUUUUUGUCUAUUCCUUUUUUGGGGGGUUGUAAGAUACCAUCGUGAGAGGUAAAAUAUUAUUUUCAAUAUGAAAAAGUGCUUUAUUUUUCUUAAUGUUAAUGACCCAGUUAUAUAAUGCAAAGUCAAGUGCCCUCCUACCUGGCAGCAGAAUUUUUUAACAUGAGAAUGAAAUAACAAAAACAUUGAAAUAAAUGCAUGCUACAAUGAUGUAUAAAGUGAUUAUAUGUAACAAUUGCAGCUAUAUUUAUUUUGUAUGAAAUUAAAUAUCUUCCUGGUUUUGUUGAAGUUAUUGAGGACUCAGUGUAUAUACAACAUGUCUGUGAAAUGAACUAUGUGCUAGAAAACAGUUGAUUGGAGUUUGAUAGUGCAUUAAACCAUGCUUCAUGAA